Molecule: messenger RNA, 1303 nt
Organism: Papilio xuthus (Asian swallowtail)
Lineage: Eukaryota; Metazoa; Arthropoda; Insecta; Lepidoptera; Papilionidae
Gene: Alg-2
Product: apoptosis-linked protein 2
Exons: 6
Coding region: 241-780 (179 amino acids)
Molecular function (GO): calcium ion binding
Source: RefSeq, a predicted model, not a curated record
CGUCGAAACGUGUCAGUGAGAGACAUAUGGGAGUUCCUUGGUGUUUUUUUGUUAAUAAUAAAAGCAAUUAUAUUGCGGGGUUAGUAGUUUCGUGUGACUGUACUUCUUUUACUAAUACUUUUUAAUUAUAUAACGUACUGAAAUACGAAAAUUUGCGCUCGUGCUGCAUUAUAAUUGUACAUUGGUGUGUACUUUAUUGUAGUUUACUAAAAUUUAUAGUUGUUUACAAGUGCUAUUAAAAUGUCUUUCCAAUCACCAAUGCCAAGCAGAGAGUUCUUGUGGGAUAUAUUUAGAAGAGUGGAUAAGGACCGUAGUGGUUACAUUUCUGCUGAUGAAUUACAACAAGCAUUGUCUAACGGCACAUGGAAUCCCUUCAAUCCAGAAACAGUCAGACUUAUGAUUGGCAUGUUUGACAAGCAAAAUAGAGGAGUUAUAUCAUUCGAAGACUUUGGAGCAUUAUGGAAAUAUGUCAGCGAUUGGCAGAACUGUUUCCGUUCAUUUGACAGAGAUAAUUCUGGAAAUAUAGAUAAGCAAGAAUUAAAGAAUGCGCUCACUGCAUUCGGAUACAGAUUAUCUGAUGAAAUUGUGACUAUAAUGGUACAUAAGUUUGAUAGAUUUGGGCGCGGCACUAUAUUAUUUGAUGACUUCAUACAGUGCUGUAUCACAUUGUAUACUCUUACAUCGGCAUUCCGUCAGUACGAUACUGACCAAGAUGGAGUUAUAACUAUCCACUACGAACAAUUCCUCAAAAUGGUGUUUGGGCUUAAGUGUUGGCCGUAAGCCGUUCAUCGAUGUUGCCAUGGUCAAAUAAUCUUCGCAAAGAUUUGGGUCAUAGAUAAAUAAUUUUCUUGCAUUUCAAUUUUAAAAUUACAAUUUUAUAAUCAUCUAUUCGCAUAAUGUAGUUAGUAUUAUCUAUCGCUUUAAAUAUUCUUUAUAGAUAUUUAUCUCUAAUACCUUCAAUUAACAUUUUAAUCAUUAAGAACCAAAUUGUAUUGAAAAUUUUUUUUUUUUUGCAAUUAAAGCUUUGUGUAUAUGAAGAAGGAUGUUAGUGCAAAGCCAGUUUAUUAAUAACACUAAAUAAUGGAAACCAAACCACAUACAUUUUAUUACUGUCAUGAUAUUGUUAUACUAGAUUUUUUAAAUUACGACUUAUAGACUGAGCAUGUUAUUUAUGUAUUAUAUAAUACAUAAUCUUCAUUUCUAUAAAAGAAACAGAUUUGAAGGAACAUAUUGUGCAUUAAUUUCCCAUCGAUAGUUGUUUUUAAUUUUUUUAUACAUAGGUAUUUUCACUAAAAUGGAACAA